AAUAUUGGCUGUACCAUUUACACCAUCUUCUUGAUGAUUAUACUCUGUUCGAUUUGUGUCUUGGGUGUAUUUAUGUCUCCACUGGAGAAUGACUAUAUAAUUUCCUGGUUUGUUUCGGCAUUUGUUUUUGUAUCGCAAAUUUUCAGCCACCUGGUUAUGAUGUGGGAAUGUUUGGCCAAACAAAAGGAACACACGGAAUUUUUAAGGUUGCUAAAUGAAAUUGAGGUAACCUUCAAAUUAAAAUUACGAGCAGAUAUUGGCCUCUACGCGAUGACAGAAAAAUUGAGAAAAAUUCUAAUUACCCUGGCUGCAGUAUCUGUAAUUGGUUUGAUAAUCUUUGGUAUACACAAUUCCUUUAUGAAUGAUCAGGGCUACUUUUGGUGGGCCCUAUUUGCCAUUUUGGCAAUGCGCAUGCGUUUCUUGCAGUUGCAAAUGUAUGUGGAGUUGUUAAAUCAUUAUUUGUGCUCAUUGAAUCGGAAGCUACAGCAAGUGGUGUGUUUGAAGACGCAGGAAGAAUCUCAGCUGCUGGAUGUGAAUUAUAAACAGCUGCAAACUUUGGAAUAUUUAAAUCACAUCAAGGAAUUGUAUUCGAGUAUUUAUGAAGCAUUUCAUUGUCUGAAUGAGUUUGGUCAGGCAUCAAUGUUCGCUGUGACAGCUUCGUAUUUUUUGGAUUGUACCUGUCACAUCUAUUGGUGUCUAUUGGCAUUGGAUAAACUUUUUCCCGCGGGAAGUAUUGUGUUGUCGAUAAGUACGAUAAUACCGUUGUCCUUGAAUUCCUAUAAAUUUUGUUAUACAUGUCAGCUGGUGAAGCAGGAGGUAAGUCUAUAA
This is a messenger RNA of Musca vetustissima, 828 nucleotides long. Its product is annotated as putative gustatory receptor 39b. Gene Ontology annotation, cellular component: membrane. The record is from RefSeq and is a predicted model, not a curated record. Bases 34 to 828 code for a protein of 264 amino acids. NCBI's taxonomy places the organism in Eukaryota, Metazoa, Arthropoda, Insecta, Diptera, Muscidae. The transcript has a single exon. Gene Ontology annotation, biological process: sensory perception of taste.